Molecule: messenger RNA, 989 nt
Organism: Leptidea sinapis
Lineage: Eukaryota; Metazoa; Arthropoda; Insecta; Lepidoptera; Pieridae
Product: alpha N-terminal protein methyltransferase 1-like
Exons: 2
Coding region: 290-976 (228 amino acids)
Biological process (GO): N-terminal protein amino acid methylation
Cellular component (GO): cytoplasm
Molecular function (GO): N-terminal protein N-methyltransferase activity
Source: RefSeq, a predicted model, not a curated record
GCGAAUGUGGUUAAUGUAAUUUUUAAGGUUAGAGGCUGUGGUUAAAAGAUUUAAGAAAUUUAUAUUGUAGAAUAUUGGAGCUAAUAAGAGAUUUAAUAGAAAUUUUGUAAAAAAAAAAUAUUUAUAUAUUUUAUUAUUCUACAACAACAAAUUCUAACUAUUUAUUUACUAUAAUUCCUAUCGGAUAAUGAAAAUAUUGAUGCUUUCUAAAAAUCUUCACUAGGCGAUCCUACUUCCUAUGAUCCGAUUUAAAUUGUUGACUUGUUAUAUUUGAAAUAUAACUUAGCAUAUGAUGGAAAUGCAAAAACUACAAACAGUUGAUUACGAUAAAUCUUUAGAAUACUGGGCAGAAAUCCCUGCAACAUUAGAUGGUGUUCUUGGUGGAUUUGGUUUCAUAUCUGAUGUUGAUAUUUCGGGAUCUCAGCAAUUUUUAGAAUCAUUAUUUCUGUUAGAAAAAGGUCCCCGUAAAGAGAUUGCACUAGAUUGUGGAGCAGGUAUUGGAAGAAUUUCAAAGAACCUUUUAGUGCCUUUUUUUAAUAGAGUGGAUGUAAUAGAACCAGAUAAAAAGUUUUUGAGUGAAAUAUUAAACUAUGUUGGUGCUGACAGCUACAAAAUUGGGGCGUUAUAUCAAAAUAGUUUGCAAGAUUUUAACCCAGAAAGAAAAUAUGAUAUUAUUUGGAAUCAAUGGGUAUUAGGGUAUUUAAAAGAUGAUGAUUUAGUUAAAUAUUUGAUUAAAUGCAGGAAUGCAUUAGCAGAUAAUGGAAUUAUUAUUGUUAAAGAGAAUGUUACUUCAUCCGGUAAAGUAGAAGCUGAUGAAGUGGAUUCAUCAAUCACAAGGCCUCUUAAACAAUUUAUUCAAAUAUUUAAAAGUGCCAAUUUAAAAAGAAUAAAACAAUGUAAACAAACAAAUCUUCCUAAUGGAAUAUAUCCUGUGUACAUGUUUGCACUAGUUCCAAUAAAUGAGAAUACAAUAUAGUCAUAUCUUGUAA